AUGUCGCAGUCCAUCCCGCAGGCACAGCCUGUCACAGUAAGCCUUCAGGAUCUUUUCGCAGGAUCUGUCCCCUUCGAGGCAUUGACAGAGGCAUUUGGGCCUUCUUCCCUGGGCAUCAUCGUGGUCAAGGAUUUGCCGCCUCGCUUCAAGGACUUGCGAGCUCAGGUUCUCUCCAACUCGUCUUACCUGGCGUCUCUGCCGAAGGAUGAAUUAGAAAAACUAGAAAGCCCCCAAUCCAAAUAUCUCGUGGGCUGGUCCUGCGGCAAAGAAACCUUGCGAUCCGGCCACUUCGACACCCUCAAGGGCUCGUACUACAUCAAUUGCGCAUUUUAUCAAAACCCAGUGUUACAGAAUGCCCCCGCAGACGACUUUCCGGACUUCCCUCAAUACACAGCGCCCAACAUAUGGCCGUCGGAGGCAAAAUUGCCUACAUUCCGGCCCAGCGUGGAGGAGCUUUGUACGCUGAUCAUUGACACGGCGGCACUGGUAGCUAGGGCUUGUGAUCGGUAUGCAUUGGCUAAUGUUGAGGGGUAUAAAGAAGGGUAUUUAGAGCAUGUGGUGAAGACGAGUCUGACGACCAAGGCUCGUUUGUUGCACUACUUCCCGACAGAGGCUGGCUCGUCAUCGACAGAAGAGAAGAAGAAGAAGAAGAAGGGAGAUAAUGAUAAUGCAGGUGAUGAUGACGACGACGACGAUUGGUGCGCAACUCAUGUAGACCAUGGCUGUCUCACAGGUCUUACAUCAGCCAUGUUCAUUGAUGAAGCUCUACAUUCGCCCACAUCAUCGCCAUCAACAACGCCUCUCGCAGAGCUCACCGCCUCGCCAGACCCCAAAGCAGGCCUCUACAUCCGAUCGCGAACAGGCCACAUCGUAAAAGUGAAUAUCCCAAAGGACUGUCUCGCAUUCCAAACGGGGGAGGCGCUCGAAUUGAUAACACACGGAAAAUUCCGUGCUGUGCCACAUUUUGUCAAGGGAGUUUCAGUUUCGCCCUCUGCGUCAGCUUCGACUACAGCAAGGAUUGCACGGAAUACGUUGGCGGUCUUUACGCAGCCGAAUCUGGGCGAGGAGGUGCAGAGGGGAAAGACCUUUGCGGAUUUUGCGAGGGAGGUUGUUGAAAGGACGUAUUGA
Molecule: messenger RNA, 1128 nt
Organism: Talaromyces atroroseus
Lineage: Eukaryota; Fungi; Ascomycota; Eurotiomycetes; Eurotiales; Trichocomaceae
Exons: 3
Coding region: 1-1128 (375 amino acids)
Source: RefSeq, a predicted model, not a curated record